Molecule: messenger RNA, 685 nt
Organism: Chlorocebus sabaeus (green monkey)
Lineage: Eukaryota; Metazoa; Chordata; Mammalia; Primates; Cercopithecidae
Source: RefSeq, a predicted model, not a curated record
AUGAUUAAUCUGAUAGACUCUCCAGGACACGUGGACUUUUCCUCAGAAGUAUCAACUGCUGUUCGCAUUUGUGAUGGAUGCAUCAUUGUGGUAGAUGCUGUGGAAAGAAUUAAUGCACUCACAGGAACUCUUUUUACUUCUAAAGUCCCAGAAGAAAGAGCGGAGAGAGAGACUGAAUCCCAAGUGAAUCCAAAUUCUGAACAAGGAGAGCAAGUAUAUGACUGGAGCACUGGCUCGGAGGACACAGAUGAUUCUCAGCUUUACUUCUCUCCAGAACAGGGAAAUGUGGUGUUUACCAGUGCAAUAGAUGGGUGGGGCUUUGGAAUUGAGCACUUUGCCAGAAUCUACAGUCAAAAAAUUGCCAUCAAAAAGGAAGUUCUUAUGAAAACCUUGUGGGGAGAUUACUAUAUAAAUAUGAAGGCUAAAAAGAUCAUGAAGGGUGAUCAGGUAAUGCGGUGUAUAUCCUUUUUGACUGUUGGUCAUGUUCUUGCCCUACAAAAAUCUAUCAUGUAAUAUCUUUAAUAAAUGUAAUUCAGCUUUAAUUUAUGCAGCUCAGUUCAUGAGGGACAUUUUUACUGUGUAUAAUUGGGAAAGGCUUACAACUCUCAUAUACAGGUAUUGUUCAUAUAGAGUUCUUAGUUCCUUUAAGUGUAGUGAGCAAAGAACUGCUUUUUCUUUUCUUUCU